Phaethon lepturus (White-tailed tropicbird) is the source of this 685-nucleotide messenger RNA. RefSeq names its product golgi-associated plant pathogenesis-related protein 1-like. The transcript has 3 exons. The coding region runs from base 1 to 255 and encodes 84 amino acids. The record is from RefSeq and is a predicted model, not a curated record. NCBI's taxonomy places the organism in Eukaryota, Metazoa, Chordata, Aves, Phaethontiformes, Phaethontidae. Gene Ontology annotation, cellular component: extracellular region.
AUGGCUCAAGUGCCAAGAAAGGAUGUGGCUGACAGAUGGUACAGUGAAAUAAAAAAUUACAGCUUUCAAAAUCCAGGGUUUUCUUCUGGGACAGGUCACUUCACAGCAAUGGUUUGGAAGAACACAAAAAAGAUGGGUGUCGGAAAAGCAUCUGCUAGUGAUGGCUCUACAUUUGUGGUGGCUAGAUAUGACCCAGCUGGGAAUGUAGUAAAUCCAGGCUAUUAUGAAGAAAAUGUCCUUCCUCCAAGAAAAUAACUUUUUUUUUUAAAGGUAGUUGUAUUGCUUAAUGACAGUUGAGCCUGGAUUUGGACUUAACAGUGUUUGAAAUGAAGUACAAUUCAAUGAAAUUUCCUGUUUGAUACUGCUGUUCACUUCUCAUUACAGAGGAAGCAAUUACAUGUUGCUUGAGUCAAUCUGCACAUUAGGUCCCUGUUGUUUCUGAGGGGGCUUCAGUCUAUUUGAGGAUGAAGUAUAUGCAGCAUUUCUGAAGGGUAAAAUUUAUAAGUUGGGGUUUUUUAAUAGUUUGCAUGAACUCUGUGUCAGCAUGUGAGUAAGCACAUGUUGGAUAUCUUUUUUUAAACAAGCAAAUUUAUAGCUUUCUGUAAACUGAAGAUACCAGCUUGUAAUUAUAUCAUGUACUCCCAGUUUUCCAGUAUUUUUAAUAACUGUAACUUCUUUGCUCUAU